GGUUCUUAUAAAAUCUCAUCUGAUUGGCUGAGGUCUUUUGUUUGACAUGUAACACCAAUCGCCAUUGGUCAGGAGUGCACCCUAGCAAGUGGGACCUCUGCAGAUGUAGAGAAGAGGACCUAGUCUCCUGAAAAAAAUUCACCGGAAAGAUCUUGCAGGGUUUCUCUGAUCGACGCUACUCGACUGGUGUAGACAGCCUAAGCCGUGCUGUGAGGGAGACCAGUCAUGUUUUACUCACAAGAUAUCCUCCAGAAAAGAGGCGGGAAAUUCGGGAUCAUCUGGAUUGCUGCUACUAGAGCCAGAGACCUAACCCGGAGAGACUACAGCACUGUGAAUGUGACCAAGACAUGUGAACAAAUCCUCAUCCACUUCCCCGAGAAUUCUCAUAGCGUCCGUGGUGGCUUCCCUCGUUUCUCCCUAUAUCUGACUGCUCAGCUGAUGUUCGGAAUCACCCUGGUGCACGGGAAACAUGCUGAGUAUCUGUACAGUGAUGCAAUGACGCUUCAAAGUAAGUUUAUUCCUAAGAGACCAGGGCGUCGUAUGGUACCUGGAGGUACCAAGGACAUCGAUAUGAGGACACCGGCCAGACCAACAGAAGCUCUGAGAUUGGAGGACCCUCUGGACUUGUACAGUCCAGGGCUGGUGGAACUGGACCCAGAGUUUGGCCGCCUGAAUGUUUCAGAGGACAUGAUAGACCCGGCCUUCCUGCCAGACAUAAAAAUCAUCCAUUUUCCGGAGGACCCCCCGACCCCGGAAUGGUGGCCAGGGAGGAGCAGGAAGUCACCAUCCCCACUCUUUCCAGCUAGUCCUUCAGAACAGGACAAGACCCAAGUGAAGGACAGAAAAGACAUCUCCCUACCACCUGAGGACAUUGUUCCACCAGAACUGCCGUUUCCGGUGACAGAUUUGGAUGAUGACCUUCUACCUCCAGAAAAGGAUGACAUACUGUUCUCACCAGGGGAGGAGGGUAUUCUGCCCGUGGACUUGCCAACCCACCCUCCACCAGACAGGACCGAGGGGGAGGAGCCUGCGACCAAGAAGAAGAAAUCUGAGGAUAAGAAAAGAAAAGAACGUUCUGAGCCUAGAGAACCAGAAAAAGAGAAGGAGUCGCCAGCUGAUCAUUCCCCUAUUGAUAGAGGGGAAGCUCCAUCAGUCCCUGAACAUUCAUCCUCAGAAGAUGAGAGAAGAACCCGCACCAGAGAGCUGGAGCUGCCUCCUCUCAAUCUAGACGAUAUUCUGAAAACUCCCCCCCGCCGCCCCACCCGGCCUGGGCGGGGUCUUCAGAUAGAUACAGACACACAGAUGUCCCGGGAGGAUGUCAGGGACAACCUGGCCCAUCCCGAGCACACCCUGGCAAAGCUGGUCCUUGCAAACCCCAGACCUCCACCUCCAACAGCAGAGCAACUCCUCAACCAGCCAUGUAUAAGGUUACAUCACCCAGCCUUGCUUCGCGUGUGGCAGCGUAAGAUACCUGCUGCACGGUUCCGUAAUCUACAGAAGACAGAUAGCGAUACGACAACCUCACCAUUGUCUCCUGAGGAAAGGGAUCCGGAUCCAGAAGUACCUAGAGAUGAGACCUUUGAGUCAGAGAGUGGUGGCAAACGUCCCCGGUUGAACGUUUCAGAAGAGUCCUUCCCAGAUGUGAGCCGCACGUCUGAUAGUGGUUCUGAACGAAGACCAAGAGAAAGCCUCCCAACUAAAAGUGGGACAACUGAGCCGUCAAUCCUAUAUGACGUACCAGAAGAACCUGGACCAAUUGGACCAGCACCAGACAUCCCUGAGCCAGACCAACCACGCUCCCCAGAGGAGCCCGAGGUCAGCCCCCAGCAGGAGGGUCACGCGGAGGGUCACGCUAGCGAUACGGCUGACGUCAGCAGCAAGGAGUCUCCUGUCAACGAGCUCUGUCAGCCUGUGGAACCAGGCUUCAGCCCUCGGUCUCCUCCGGUCAAAUCCAAACUAUCCAGGGACGUGGCAACCAGGACCAUUGCAGAAAGAUUAGAUGAGGAUGAUUCAACAACAUUCGAGACCCUGGCUUCUCCUGAGGAGACUGACAGAGCAACAGCUGCUCGUUUCUUAUACUUCUGUCUUGUUUUCCACAAACAGCAGAUGGUCCAACUGACUCAGUUGAUGCCAUAUGAAGACAUUCUCAUUGAGAGGGGGCCAAGAUUCACAGCAAUGCUGUCAGCAGCAGGCUUGAAGCACUGAGCCAUCAUGAUGGUGAUCUUCCAGUAGAUUAUCCAGUAGUUUCUAUCAACAUUACUGUUCAGCAUGUUGCUAUUUGUUGAUGGGUUUAUGUUGAUUGGUUACAUCAUUAGCCCACCACACUGCACUAUUCUUGGCUGAAACUGUACAUUUCCAAGAAACAUGCCAAUAUUUCUUCUGUUUUAAGAAGUUCAAACAAGUAUUUUUGUUCUUACUGAAUAAGUAAAAUUGAGCCUUUUUUUUAUGUUGCAUUUUUUUCUUGAUAAAUCUCACUGUGUGUGCAGAUAUGAUCCAGCGUUAGCCUGUAAUGGUGACAUGUUUGCCAUUGUUUCUAUGCUCAGUAAAGUUGAACAAUUCUUAUUUCAGCAUCAAUGUUAUUCUUUAAAAAUGAAAACUUGAAAAUGGCAUAAAUUUAGAAACUGUGAGAGGUGACUGAUAGUUUCAAGCUCUAAUUUCAAGUUACUUUUUUAAAACUUACCUUUUUCAAGUAAAUUGAAUUCCCAAUGUUCUUAUAAAAUGCAUUUUUGUGACUCCUCUCUGCACCAAUCCAGAAUCCUCGUGAGGUAUAUUAUUCCUUGUUAAGCAGAUAUGCUGACAGCAGAAUUAAUUGUAAUGAGGUGAUAACCAUUGUUGACGACGAAGGAUUGAUUUUUUUUUGCACAAUUACAUUAAUAGAAUAUGAAUUUUUAAUGCGUUACGUGAGUUAUAACUCAGGAGACAGAUUGUAUCAAUUUCUAUGUUGUCACCUUAAGGACUUCAAAGUUGUAUGCAUCAUGCAUAUGUUAUGUUGAUGUAAAUGUACUCAACCUUAUUGUAGACAAUAUUGGGAUGGUAAGAAAACCACUUGAUGAAAUGUGUGAAUGAGAACAAGUUGGUAAAGAUGAAAUGAAAAUAUUUGAAAUUUUGAUAUCUUCCAGUUGCUGGUUACAACACUGUUGUGUUUUAUAGUCUUGAAGUUGACUAUAUCUAUUGUCCAAAGCACAAAGUCCUGUUUGAGUCCAACUGACAAAUUGAAUUUGUGUGCUGCAAUGAUUCUAAAUUGAUAGACUUGGUGUCUACUGUAAGUAGUAAUAAUGGAAUUAAAUGCUGCAAUACAUGAUCUUAAUUUUCAAAUAAAUAUUCACAGUUACCAGUGUA
Molecule: messenger RNA, 3339 nt
Organism: Branchiostoma floridae (Florida lancelet)
Lineage: Eukaryota; Metazoa; Chordata; Leptocardii; Amphioxiformes; Branchiostomatidae
Product: proteoglycan 4-like
Exons: 22
Coding region: 226-2205 (659 amino acids)
Biological process (GO): synaptonemal complex assembly; mitotic sister chromatid cohesion; replication-born double-strand break repair via sister chromatid exchange
Cellular component (GO): synaptonemal complex; cohesin complex
Molecular function (GO): chromatin binding; protein binding
Source: RefSeq, a predicted model, not a curated record